Messenger RNA from Guyanagaster necrorhizus, 1550 nucleotides. RefSeq names its product delta12-fatty acid desaturase. NCBI's taxonomy places the organism in Eukaryota, Fungi, Basidiomycota, Agaricomycetes, Agaricales, Physalacriaceae. The transcript is spliced from 9 exons. Gene Ontology annotation, biological process: lipid metabolic process. The record is from RefSeq and is a predicted model, not a curated record. Gene Ontology annotation, molecular function: oxidoreductase activity. The coding region runs from base 18 to 1340 and encodes 440 amino acids.
UUUUUCUAUCGACAGCCAUGACGCCUGACGCUGCAGAUACUGUCGUUGAACAGGAGACCUUCGUGGUGCCCGACUUCACGGUGAAGGAUUUACUCAGUGCAAUUCCCGCCCAUUGCCACAAGCGGUCGGCGCUGAGGUCGUCUCUGUACAUUGUCUGGGACUUGGUCGUUAUUGCAGCCUUCUACACGCUAGCAACAUACGCGGACACGUUUAUCAAUGUGGACGCCAUUACGUUGCCCCAUCCUGCUCUCUAUCCGCUCGCACGUUUCUCUCUCUGGGCGUUGUAUAGCUUUUGGACGGGUCUCUUCGCUACCGGUCUCUGGGUCAUUGCGCACGAGUGCGGGCACCAAGCAUUCUCCGACUCCAAGGCGAUUAACACGGCGGUUGGUUGGGUCCUUCAUUCAGGACUUGGUGUUCCGUACCAAGCGUGGCGGAUCACCCAUGCUAAGCACCACGCAUCCACUGGCCAUAUGACCCAGGAUCAGGUUUUCGUCCCUGCCACGCGUUCGGAAGUAGGUCUUAAGCCUUUCGACUGUACUAAGGAGGACUUGCUUGGUUCCAGGGUGACGGAGGAGGUUAAGCGGGAGAUGUGGGAAGCACUGGGAGAUUCUCCCAUCGGAGCCUUGAUUGGUGCAGGUAGCUACUUGCUCGGCGGUUGGUGGUUUUAUCUGAUUAAAAAUGCUUCUGGUCAAAAAAGGUAUCCCAAGGGUACAACGAACCACUUCAACCCCAAUGCCCCGAUGUUCGGUUCUCACCAUUACAACCAGAUUAUCUGGUCGAAUAUUGGCAUUGGUCUUUGGCUGUGUGCUCUCGGUUUUUCAAUUCGUCACUGGGGUCUGCCAACCGUUUUCCGUCUUUAUCUCGUACCGUACAUCUGGGUCAACCAUUGGCUUGUCUUGAUCACUUUCCUCCAACACACCGAUCCUCUUCUUCCCCACUACCGAGCGCCUGAGUUCACCUUCCCCAGGGGUGCUCUAGCUACCCUAGAUCGCAGCCUGCUCGGUGAUUUGGGCAGUGUCAUGGGUUGGAUCGGUGCUCAUGCCACGCACGGCAUCUCGGAGACACAUAUUCUUCAUCACGUCGCAAGCAAAAUACCCCAUUACAGCGCUUGGGAAGCGAGCGCUGCGCUCAAGAAGAAGCUUCGAGCAAACGGACACACCCGAUUGGAUGGCCGCCCUGGUGGCUGGGCCGAGGUGUAUCGCGUCUACAAGGAAUGCAAGUUUGUUGAAGAUGAAGGUGAUGUCAUCUUCUACAAGAAUGCUCAUGGAUUGGCAAAGAUGCGACCUGCAUUCAAUGACACAACCGCUAGUGAUUCGGGUAUCGAAAUUCUUGACAAGUAGAUGGUAUUGUCGCAGAAAGACAAAUUCUUGCUCCAUCUCAUAAAAUCCCUUCUUUUGACAUGACUCGGUCCUUUAGGACAUACGAGGUUUUGUGACGUUCUUUCCUAUCGCUGGAGCAUUAGACUCGUUCAUUGCACCUGUAUAGAGAUGUAGAAGUAGUCUUGGAAUUGUGGAAUUAGUUAAUAAAAAUGCAAAAUCUCUUCAUUGGGC